Molecule: messenger RNA, 2310 nt
Organism: Sinocyclocheilus grahami
Lineage: Eukaryota; Metazoa; Chordata; Actinopteri; Cypriniformes; Cyprinidae
Gene: ptbp1a
Product: polypyrimidine tract binding protein 1a
Exons: 16
Coding region: 65-1789 (574 amino acids)
Biological process (GO): mRNA processing
Cellular component (GO): nucleus
Molecular function (GO): RNA binding
Source: RefSeq, a predicted model, not a curated record
GGAUAUAAGAAAUACUAGCAGGUCUACCUCCCGUCUACGACAACCUGUAGUUUUGUGUAGUGCCAUGGACGGCCGUUUAGACACUGAUCUGUAUCCUCUGGGAUCCAGUUACGUCACUGAAAUAGACAGUGUCCAUGAUAUAACAGUCGGCACAAAGAGGGGAUCUGACGAACUCUUUUCCUCUUGCAUAUCUAACGGCCCUUAUAUAAUGAGCUCUGGAGCAGCAAAUGGUAAUGACAGCAAGAAGUUCAAAGGGGACAUCAGAAGCCCAGGCAUUCCUUCACGAGUCAUUCAUGUACGCAAACUGCCAAAUGACAUAAAUGAAGCCGAAGUCAUUUCUUUGGGACUUCCCUUUGGCAAAGUGACCAACCUUCUGAUGCUGAAAGGAAAGAACCAGGCCUUCCUGGAGAUGAACACUGAGGAGUCAGCACAGACCAUGGUCAGCUACUACUCCUCUGUCACACCUGUCAUCCGCAACCACCCGAUCUACAUGCAGUAUUCCAAUCACAAGGAGCUAAAGACUGACAACUCACCCAACCAAGUUAGAGCACAGGCAGCACUGCAGGCGGUGAAUGCGGUCCAGACGGGAAGCAUGUCUUUGAGCACGGUUGAUGGAGCAGGCAUGGGGAGUCAGAGCCCAGUGCUGAGAGUCAUUGUUGAAAACCUCUUCUAUCCAGUUACUCUUGAUGUCCUUCACCAGAUCUUCUCAAAGUUUGGCACAGUUUUGAAGAUUAUAACCUUUACCAAAAACAACCAGUUCCAAGCACUGGUCCAAUACUCAGACGGAAUGACUGCUCAGCAUGCAAAACUGUCUUUAGAUGGACAGAACAUCUACAAUGCCUGCUGUACCCUUCGCAUCAGUUUCUCUAAGCUCACCAGCUUGAAUGUUAAGUACAACAACGAUAAGAGCAGGGACUACACUCGCCCUGACUUGCCUACAGGAGACAGUCAACCCUCCCUCAAUGCACAGACGAUGGCUGCAGCUGCCUUGACUGCUCCUGGUAUCAUCUCUGCAUCACCAUAUGCUGGGGCUCAUGGUUUUCCACCAACGUUUGCCAUUCAGCAGGCAGCAGGUCUGUCUCUGCAGGGUAUGCCUGCUGGGGCUUUCGCGUCGCUCGGUGUUCCUGGUGCUGCGGCAGCCGCCGCUGCAGCGGCUGCUGCAGGACGCCUGAGUCUUUCAGGUUAUACCGCUGGAGGAAACAGUGUCAUGCUGGUCAGCAACCUUAACCCUGAGAGCGUUACGCCCCAAUGCCUCUUUAUUCUUUUCGGUGUGUAUGGUGAUGUCAUGAGAGUGAAGAUCCUAUUCAACAAGAAAGAGAAUGCUUUGGUGCAGAUGUCUGAUGGAACCCAAGCCCAGCUAGCCAUGAGCCACUUGAAUGGGCAGAAGCUGUAUGGGAAGGCUUUGCGGGUCACUCUUUCCAAACACACCACUGUGCAGCUGCCACGUGAAGGCCAUGAGGAUCAGGGGCUCACCAAGGACUACAGCAACUCUCCUCUUCACCGCUUCAAAAAGCCAGGCUCCAAGAACUACUCCAACAUAUUCCCCCCUUCCUCUACUCUCCAUCUUUCCAAUAUACCACCUUCCGUCACUGAGGAUCAUCUCAGAGGCUUGUUUCUAAGUUCAGGAGCUGUGGUUAAGGCUUUUAAGUUUUUCCAGAAAGACCGAAAAAUGGCUCUCAUCCAGUUGGGCUCUGUGGAGGAAGCAAUCGAGUCUCUGAUCAAAUUUCACAAUCAUGACCUGGGAGAGAACCAUCACCUCAGAGUGUCUUUCUCCAAGUCCACCAUCUGAUGGAGGCUGGUUUAUUUUAGAGGAGGUGAAAGGACUGUCACUUAAGACCAAACUUUUAAGCCUUCCACAAUUUAUAUCACUGUGGACAAAUGUUUUCCACAACACACACUUCAUCAUUCCUUUAUUAUAUCUACAUUCACAUAUAUAUGGCAAUUUGUAAUUCCACUUUGAACCAGUAGAACUGAACCCAAUGAGACUUGGGUUUUAGUAGUACCUUUUCUCAGACGGUUUGUCUCAUGAUUUAGUUAAUCAUUGGCACACAUCGGUUUUGGAUCAUAGAUGCUGCAUAGUUUACACUUGUGCCUCUGCGGAAAGCCGCACCCUUUCAGGUUGCACACGCAAAGCCUUGUUUUGUUUAUUGAACCUAUAAUUAACUUUUUCAAAGCUAUUCCCUAUUUGCCUUUCCGAAAAAAAGCAGCUGUGUCUUACAUGGUGCUUGGAGUAUAUAUUCUUAAUGGCCUUAGUAAUGUCUUGAUGUUUUUGGCUUCUUUGCAGAACCAUUAACCUCAAACAUACAAGAG